CCUCCCAACGGCCCGACCUCCGCCGCGUGCCCCGAGGCCGACCGGAACGCGCGGGCCCUUUAAGGGCCGGGGGCGUGUAGCGGCCCGCCCCCUCCCCGCCGCGCCCGGCCGCCGGUUAAAGGGGCCGCGCCCUGGGCCCCCGCCGAGUGCGAGCCCGGGCGGAGGGCAGGGCAGGGCGUGCGUCCGGGCGAGCGCGCGGGCUGGCUGCCCGUCCGCACCAUGUACACCAUCACCAAGGGGCCCAGCAAGCUGGUCGCCCAGCGCCGCACAGGUCCCUCGCAGCAGCAGGUGGAGAGCAGGCUCGGCGAGCUCCUGAAAUGCCGGCAGCCCGCGCCGCCGACCCCAUCGCCCCCGCGGGCUCAGCCGCCGGGACCCUGGCCCCUGUCGAGUGGCCCUCUCAGCCAAGGAGGACCCCCGAGCGGCGGUGGGGCACCUGAGCCCAGGAAGGCGAGCAGGCCGGCGGGACCGCGAGUGCCUGGCGGAGUGGCACGUGCAGCCCAGGACUCCCGGCUCCCACCUCCUGCUGUAGCGUGGCAGCAAGUGGAGCAGCAGCUGGGUGGUGGCCCAGCUGGCGAGAGUGGGCCCAGGCCCGUGCAGUAUGUGGAGAAGACCCCCAACCCCCGGCUGCAGAGUGAGCCCUCCCCUGCCCUCAGGGAGUCCCCCCCACUCCCUCUGACCCUGACCUGGGCCCUGCUGGGUUCUAGCCCCAGGGGAUUGGGGAGGGCGCUUGAACUUGACCCGCUUUUUCCUAGCGCUUGCUACAUUUGGGCCUGGGUGAAGGGCUUGUGGUCAGCUCACAGGGAGAGACACUGACCGACCUGGAAGGCAGCGUCACUGCCCAGCCUUCUACUGUGCCCGCAGACUUCGUGCCCAUUGACCUGGAUGAGUGGUGGGCGCAGCAGUUCCUGGCCAGAAUCACUAACUGCUCCUAGCCACCUUGGAAGGAACCGCUCCCCUGCAGGGCCCAAAUGAGCCUCAUGGUGGACCCCUGCCAGGAGAGGACCGCGGCGCCCUGAUGAACUGCUGAGGCGGACCAUGCUCCACCCUGAGCCCGGCCAGGCGCCGGCCACACCUGAAGUGCCAGCAUUUGGACUUUUGCACCUGCUGACCCCUUGGCCCGGCUGUCCCAUGCUGCCAGGGGCUGAAACUGUCUGACCUCAAUCCUGCUCACUGUGCCCAGGGACCAGCCCCUAGGGCUGGCAGGGAGGAGCUCCAGGCUAAUAAUAAAGUCGAGAAACUGCC
Prionailurus viverrinus (fishing cat) is the source of this 1242-nucleotide messenger RNA. RefSeq names its product MAPK regulated corepressor interacting protein 2 (gene MCRIP2). The record is from RefSeq and is a predicted model, not a curated record. Lineage: Eukaryota; Metazoa; Chordata; Mammalia; Carnivora; Felidae. The coding region runs from base 220 to 813 and encodes 197 amino acids. The transcript is spliced from 4 exons.